UUCAACUAUCUUUGCAGAAGAGUUACCAGGGCUCCCCAGGCGGAGACGCAACGAGACAGAGAGAAGAUAGUCCGGUUAGCAGGUCUCAUUACCGCAUUCUCCUUUUCAGCCAACGAUCGGUUCUUUCACUGAUGGAGGAUAAGAAAAUAGGAGGAGAAGAGGGAGGAAAGGGAGAAAAAGGAGGAUUCUACCGUUCAGCCAAACGCCCCCGAACGGAGGAGGAGGCCGGUGCAAGGGAUCUGGAGGAAGAUGAAGAGAAGGAGGAAGAAGCGGGCUCCACGGACGAGGAUGAGGUGGGGGGCAUCGACAGCAGAACCCGAAGGAGCGCUAGCAAGGACUUUGUGAAGGACAGUCACCUCAUCCCUCCAUCACCCGUUGUCCAUGUCCGAGGACUGUGUGAUGCCGUGGUGGAGGCUGACCUGGUGGAAGCACUUGAGACGUUUGGCAAGAUCUGUUAUGUGAUGAUGAUGCCCUUUAAGCGGCAGGCUCUCGUGGAGUUUGAUAGCUUGGACAGUGCAGAACAUUGUGUGACGUGUGGAGGCAGCGAGCCCAUCUUUAUCGCCAACCAGCAGGCCUUCUUUAACUUCUCCACCAGCCAGAGAAUCACCCGACCCACCAAUGCAGAUGACCCAACCAGCAAAAACAAGGUUCUUCUGUUGUCCAUCCAGAAUCCACUGUACCCCAUCAGUACUGAUGUGUUGUACACUGUAUGCAACCCCGUGGGUAAUGUCCUGCGCAUCGUCAUCUUCAAACGCAACGGCAUUCAGGCCAUGGUGGAAUUUCAGUCAGUGGAAGACGCUCAGAAAGCCAAAAUGGCGCUAAACGGAGCAGACAUUUACUCCGGCUGCUGCACACUGAAGAUCGAAUAUGCUCGGCCUAACAGACUGAACGUCGUUCGCAAUGACACCUCCAGCUGGGAUUACACGAAACCAUUCCUCCUGCACAGAGAUCGGGGAAAGGGAAGGCAUCGUCAAGCCAUUCUGGGAGAGCAUCCAUCCAAUGGCUAUGGCCCACACUGUUCUCUGUUGCCCCUGCCUCCUAACAGCAGGUAUAGAAGAAGCCAUGAACAGGUACAGGACCUGGUCUCUUACAGACAACUCCUCCCAAAGCCCUUCUCUUCCACACGUCCUUCCACCCUUUUGUGCUGUACCUCUGUUGCCAUGGUGAGCGGCCUCCAUCCAAACAACAUGAACUGUAACCGCAUCUUCAACCUCUUUUGUCUAUAUGGCAAUGUGGAAAAGGUAAAGUUUAUGAAGAGUGUUUCUGGAACAGCACUGGUGGAGAUGGCUGAUGAGUAUGCUGUGGAUCGCGCUGUGACCCACCUCAAUGGCACCAAGGUGUUUGGCAAGAAACUAAAUGUCUGUGUGUCCAGGCAGCAAGCAGUGAUUCCCAAUCAUGUAUUUGAACUGGCUGACGGCAGCAGCAGCUAUCAGGACUUCAGUCUGACCAGAAACAAUCGCUUCAGUAGUCUACACAGUCACAGAAACAUCAUCCAGCCACCGACCGCUGUUCUGCACUUCUACAACGCCCCACCCACCCUCAACCAACAGCAGCUGCUAAACUUCUGUUCUGAACACAACGCUCCUGCCUUCACCAAGUAUAAGGUCUUUGAUGCCAAACCCAGCUCUAAGACCCUUUCUGGUUUGUUGGAGUUUGACUGUAAAGCUGCUGCUGUUGAAGCUUUGAUCGUGCUUAACCACCACCAGUUUAGAAUAGCUGGCAGCUACAACCCCUUCACCAUAAAACUUUGCUUCUCCACUUCCACCCACCUGUGACCCAGAAUAUAGAUGGUUAUCACAAACACACCCGCAGAGGAAAUAUUUAACUUCUCAACCUGAAAAGAAUGAGCAGUUUGAUUUAUUUUUUCAGUGUUUAUAUGUUUUCAUGCUUCUUGAAAGGAUAAGGAAGAGAAAUACCAUGAAUUUAACACAAUUGUGAACAUUUCUUGUUCUAGUUACACUUUUUAUUCAGUGUACGGUUUAUGGCACAAGCUGCAGAUUACAGUGCAAAUUUGAAUUGGUUAAAAACCUAAAGUUUCAUCAUAUCUGUAAUUGCUCAGAAGAAAUCACUGAAGGAUGUGGGAAUACGAACUGGGAGCACAUGUAUGAUUGUGAUUCCAGUUAAUGAGGGCAACAUGUAAACAUACAGUCAUUUUAGUAAGCAUAAUAUACCAGUAUACUACAGCUCAAUAUUCACUUAGAAGAACGCGUUUCCAGCCAGUGCCUGCUUUUAAAUUAUCCUCUGGCCAAAGGCUACAGUUGAAAAGGGUCUUAAACGCAGUCAAAUUUUGACAAAUAAUCCAAAUAACAACAGAAGAGUUUGUUUCUGUACAGAACUACAGCAACAGAAGCUGCUGAAUUUUAGGACACAUUCGACAAAUAUGUUGUCGGUUGACAAUGUGUACCAUAUUUGGCUUUAAUAUUAUUGUAUCACUGUAAUUUUUUUUAAAGAUUACCCAUUUGUAACAAAGCAAUUAGUAUGUUUGUCCCAGCCAAUGUUUCUGUGAUUAAACAGCUUUGUGUGUCUCUGUA
Girardinichthys multiradiatus is the source of this 2531-nucleotide messenger RNA. RefSeq names its product heterogeneous nuclear ribonucleoprotein L-like. NCBI's taxonomy places the organism in Eukaryota, Metazoa, Chordata, Actinopteri, Cyprinodontiformes, Goodeidae. Gene Ontology annotation, molecular function: mRNA binding. Gene Ontology annotation, biological process: regulation of RNA splicing; mRNA processing. The transcript has 13 exons. Bases 132 to 1775 code for a protein of 547 amino acids. Gene Ontology annotation, cellular component: nucleus. The record is from RefSeq and is a predicted model, not a curated record.